Molecule: messenger RNA, 648 nt
Organism: Tetrahymena thermophila SB210
Lineage: Eukaryota; Ciliophora; Oligohymenophorea; Hymenostomatida; Tetrahymenidae
Product: emp24/gp25L/p24 family protein
Exons: 4
Biological process (GO): Golgi organization; endoplasmic reticulum to Golgi vesicle-mediated transport; intracellular protein transport
Cellular component (GO): endoplasmic reticulum; endoplasmic reticulum-Golgi intermediate compartment; COPII-coated ER to Golgi transport vesicle
Source: RefSeq, a predicted model, not a curated record
AUGAAGCUUUCUUUAUUAUUAUUAUUAAUUGCAAUAGUUGGCUCUACUUAAGCCCUUCAUUUUUAUAUCACUGAAGGUACUGAAAAGUGCUUAACCGAUGAUAUCCCAGCUUAAACACACAUUUUGGGUUACACUCACUUAAAAGAUAAAUUGCCUGGUGUUCCUGAUGGAUCUAAAACUGAUGGUGUUACCCUUACUGUCUAUGGUCCUGAUAAAGUAUAAGUAUUUUAAAAGUUGACCCUCUUCGGAAAAGACAAGUUCGCUAUUACUACUACCAAGGGUGGUAAUUACAAAUUCUGUCUUAAGACAACAACCAGUCACUGGAUUUCUAAGAACUAAAAGUUAAGAUAUGGAUUGAGAUUAGUCGUAGGUGAAUAAGAAUAAUAGGACGUUAAAGAUGCUGCUAAAACUCAUCACAUCAAAAACUUACAAACUAAGAUAGAAACUGUAAAGAUUAGAGCCAAGGAAUUUGUUGAUUAUUAACAACUUAACAGUAAGAUUGAAGAUGAGCUUUCACAAGCUAAUAUUAAGAUUAAUGAUAGAGUUAUCUUAUUCACUAUAAUUGAAACAAUUAUUAUUUUAGGUAGUGGUGUUUUCUAAAUUCUCUCUCUCAAAAAAUUCUUUGCACAAAAGAGAUUCACUUACUGA